Molecule: messenger RNA, 2487 nt
Organism: Alternaria burnsii
Lineage: Eukaryota; Fungi; Ascomycota; Dothideomycetes; Pleosporales; Pleosporaceae
Exons: 2
Coding region: 1-2487 (828 amino acids)
Biological process (GO): transcription initiation at RNA polymerase III promoter
Cellular component (GO): transcription factor TFIIIC complex
Molecular function (GO): histone acetyltransferase activity
Source: RefSeq, a predicted model, not a curated record
AUGGCGGACGUGACAGUGCUGAGAUGUUGGCCAGCCUGCGUCGAUGCAAUCGAUUGGUCUCCGGAUGGCAUCAUUGCAUUAGCGUCGGAUGAGCGCGUGGAGCUGCUCUUCCCAAACACCAUCGACUUUGAGCGAGAUCAAGUUGCCCCUCAGUGGCAGCACGUACCCCUCAAGGUGCCUUUGUUUUCCACCGAUGAGCUACCACUCAAAGAGCCUGCGCCUAUAUCAAACUAUUCCGUUGGAGAGGAAAUAUCGAAUAGUGCACCCAUCAACAUUGCGUGGUCGCCGCCUGGCCUUGCGAAACACCGAAAGUGCGCACUUGCGGCUCUUACUGCGAAUCUGACGCUUUCGAUCUGGUCAGCCGAAGGCAAACUGCAAGAGGAAGGAAGCUGGGCUCGGCGGCUCAUCAUCAACGAUGCGCUUGUUGACCACUUCGAAGAUUGUGAUGACGAGCUCAGUCACUUGACGGUAUCAACUAAAGAACGACUGCGUUUGAGAAGCCGCAUCCGAGCGUUCGCUUGGGCACCCGCUCUACCUGGUCCGGAACCGACUGGUGUCGUUGGAACUCACCUGUCAUAUGGUCAGCACAUGUUAGCUGUCUCUAAUGACGACAACUACCUUGUCUUCUUGAAAAUCGGAUCACCAACAUCCACCCUGGGAGCUGAGCGAGACUGGAGGGCAGAUGUUCUGAUACAUGAAUCUUUCGCACCGCCCUCAGAUACCAUCUUUCUAAAACCCAACGUCUUCGAAGACAUGGUUAAACAGCAAAGAUAUAUUUCACACAUUGCAUGGAGUCCUUGGAUCAUUCGUGACGACUCCCAUCAUUCCGUAAUUGUAUACGCUACGAAUGAAGACGUACGGGCUCAGGCAAUCACGUACACGAGUGGGCGUAUGACCUUGGACAAUGAAAUCAUCUACACAGGCUAUGUACUCCGAUACGAUGGGCCAAUGAAGUGGUUCGACAAGCCCGAGAGCGAAAGCAGACUAAAGCUUGCCCUUUUCACGAACACAGAGCUGGUAUACUUGACGAUAUCAGCCCUCGACGCUUCUAUUAUCACAAAGAGCACGCACGAUCUGGACGGCCGAUGGGACCCCAUCUCUGGUGUAGUCUGGGAUACGACCGAAACAGUAACACCUCGCCUACAUAUAAGCUCACUGAUAUCGACCCUCCACAAUCCGACCGCUGUUCUUGAGGAGACAUACGAUGGCCUGAAGAGUCUUGGUGUUCCAAAUUGGCGGGAGAAGAUUGAGAACAACUUGGCGCUUUUCAGUGUAAAGAAUGGACUCAAAGGAAAUAGCAAAGCGAAAGUGUGGGGUCUAACAAGGUCACCACUAGGCGACUUCGUCGCCGCAUGCAACAGCGUACAUCCUUCUGAUAUGAUCGAGUAUGGCAUUCCGGCUGACCGAAGCGGCACCGUGGCGAUCAGCUCCUUGCGACGUGGUAGCCAGCGGCGAGAUAUAUUUCCAAACGAGGACGUCACCGCUGAGGGUAUAACCUACAGUCUCAAGAAACUGGCAGAAGGGGCUGUUGAGGAUCCUGAUGAUAUGCCUGCAUUCGCAGAAGAGAUGGUUUUGAAGCUCGCCAAGACUUAUACAACUCCUUCUCGACCCGAGAACAGCGCAAAGACACCGACAGCGUACUCCGAUGUCAACAAUCUCGACUCGCUGAUAAGGGAAUUCAAACUGUCUGCCUUUCUCAAUGCGGAUACACUGAAGGACCGUUACACUUUACUCGUAUCUGAAGCAUACAAGACACAGAUCCAGAAAGACCUGUUCAGGACACUUAUCGCGUAUCGCCUUGCUCUUGCCUUGCAACAGGUUCCUCUAUCGCUCUCAAAUACUCUAUUCAGUGCGGAAGUCGUCAUACAUCACAAGCAACUCAUUACUCUCGUCAACAUGGCCAUGAGCCACAACGAUACAUCGGAAGACAAUGACCUCCCAACAGUCACUACUGGUGUCAUAGACAGCAGCAGUCCGACGGAUCGGACAUCAGCAACCUCAACAGCAGACACAUGUGACUUUUGCUCGGCCCCUAUACCCUUCACAGACAUUGCUUCAGCAGCUUGCAUCAAUGGACAUCAGUUCCCCAGAUGCGGAUUGAGUUUUCUGGCCAUCCAAGCACCAGGUAUCACCAAGUAUUGUGGCAUAUGCAACACUCCAUUCUUGAGUGAUGAGUGUGUCAUGGCCCAGGAAUAUGUGGACAGCAAGAAGAGUCUAGAUAUCGGAGACGAUGUAGUCAUGGCUGAUGUGACAAGAGAUGGAGAGCUCUCAGAGGGGGUUGGUAGAAAAGACAAGGACGGUGGUUCAUUGAAUGGAGCGGGUCGAGAAAGUGUAGCUGAACAAGACAUGGACGAGGACCAAGCAAGCGACGACCCAGAAGACGAGGAUGGACUGUACGAAAGGAGGCAGAUUCCUGUUACGUUGGCUCGAGUAUUGUUCCUUGCCUGCGAUGCUUGCGUCUACUGCGGUGGCAAGUUUGUUGGUUGA